AGUCAUCUAUCAGAACCCACCCAGAUGUCGCACGAUUGUUUUGCCCUACUUCUCGGGCACCGAGUUCCGCACCGGUGCCGAGUUCCGUCCACAAGGAGGACGGCAAAUACCAAAGAACCGAGGCGAGCCCUGCUGAUAGUCUCACUCCAAAGCUUCUGCAGAUCCCCUCACCUCUCACUCCCUCGAUAAAACAAGCGCUCGUCGUCUCACACACAGAGAGAGAGCGAGAAAGGGGGAAACAAGAGGCGAGGGAGGAGAAAGCUUCCGAUGGCGGAGAAGCCCCAGCCGGUCCGCGUCCUCUACUGUGGCGUGUGCGGCCUCCCGGCGGAGUACUGCGAGUUUGGGCCCGACUUUGAGAGGUGUAAGCCCUGGCUCCGCCAGCAUGCACCCGACCUCUACCCCGAUCUCCUCAGAGAGGCGACCGAGAAGGAGGCGGACAAGGCCGCUGACCAGCUGCAGGCGGUGGGGAUUUCUGGAGAAGGUGGCGGCGGAGGCGAGGCUUCUUCAGGGGCUGCCCUAGCUCCUAAGCAAGAAGAAGUGAAACGCCUUCCUGGUGGCAAGAUAAAGAAGAAGGAAAAGCAAGAAGUUGUUAUUGAAAAGAUUGUCCGCAACAAGCGUAAAUGUGUCACUGUUGUGAAAGGCCUAGACCUGUUUGGUAUAAAACUAAGUGAUGCUUCGAAGAAGCUUGGGAAAAAGUUUGCUACUGGAGCUUCUGUUGUUAAGGGCCCAACUGAUAAAGAGCAAAUUGAUGUCCAAGGGGACAUAGCUUAUGAUAUUGUGGAGUUCAUUACUGACACUUGGCCAGAUGUGCCUGAAACUGCAAUUUUCUUCAUUGAAGAUGGCAAGAAGGUUGCUGCUGCCUAGUUUUGUAUUUCAAGGGAGUAAAGUUGCCUGCAAAAUCUCAUAUCAGUAUAUGGAGGAAUUUGCCUUUAGGAAUAUUUGAGCAUUUCUUUAUCUUACGUCUACAUAAUUAUUGCCUUGGCAUCGGAUGGACAAUUAUCCUGACCUAAGUAACUCUUUUGUGAGUGUCAUAACAUAUAUGGGAGUCAUAUGUGGAUCUCUCUCUUUAGGUUGCCCUGUUCUAUUGCAGGGCUUGUUUUUUAUCAUAAGCAAGUGCACUGUGCAAUAAAAAAUGUUGCUUGUAUAAAUGCUAUUUUUGUGCUCUUAGAUGUUUCAAGAUAUCGAGGUUCUCUUUGCUCCAA
Molecule: messenger RNA, 1202 nt
Organism: Elaeis guineensis (African oil palm)
Lineage: Eukaryota; Viridiplantae; Streptophyta; Magnoliopsida; Arecales; Arecaceae
Product: translation machinery-associated protein 22
Biological process (GO): formation of translation preinitiation complex; translation reinitiation
Molecular function (GO): translation initiation factor activity; mRNA binding
Source: RefSeq, a predicted model, not a curated record